This is a messenger RNA of Teleopsis dalmanni, 2149 nucleotides long. Its product is annotated as facilitated trehalose transporter Tret1-like. Gene Ontology annotation, molecular function: sugar transmembrane transporter activity. The record is from RefSeq and is a predicted model, not a curated record. Lineage: Eukaryota; Metazoa; Arthropoda; Insecta; Diptera; Diopsidae. Gene Ontology annotation, cellular component: membrane. Gene Ontology annotation, biological process: transmembrane transport; carbohydrate transport.
CCAUCGCCUUUACGAAAUGGAUGAAAUGGGCAGAAAGAAGAAUGAGAAUUUACGAAAUUCAGUACCAUUUAUAAGACAAAUAACAGAAGAUGGCAAACCAAAGUUGGAAGUCUAUAGACCGACAACAAAUCCUAUUUAUAUAUGGACACAGGUACUUGCUGCUCUCAGUGUUUCGCUUGGAUCACUGGUAGUGGGUUUUUCGUCCGCCUAUACAUCGCCUGCAUUGGUUUCCAUGACUAACAGAAAUAUUACAUCUUUUGAAGUUACACCAGAAGCGGGAUCAUGGGUAGGAGGACUUAUGCCACUAGCAGGUUUAACAGGCGGUAUUGCUGGCGGUCCGCUCAUUGAAUACUUGGGACGUAGAAACACAAUUUUAGCAACAGCUGUGCCAUUUAUAAUAUCAUGGCUAUUAAUCGCUUGCGCUGUUAAUGUGGAUAUGAUAUUAGCUGGACGUGCUUUAGCUGGUUUCUGUGUUGGCAUAGCAUCUUUAUCGUUACCUGUAUAUUUGGGUGAAACUGUACAGCCAGAAGUACGUGGUACCUUAGGCUUACUACCAACUGCAUUCGGUAAUAUUGGUAUACUGAUAUGCUUUGUGGCGGGUACAUAUAUGGAUUGGUCUAUGUUGGCUUUCUUGGGUGGUGCACUACCCGUACCUUUUCUCAUAUUAAUGUUCCUGAUACCUGAAACUCCACGCUGGUUUGUAUCACGGAAUCGUGAGGAACGUGCUAGAAAAGCGCUAAUAUGGCUACGAGGCAGAAAAGCUGAUGUUGAACCAGAAUUGAAAGGCCUUAUGCGAUCACAAGCCGAUGCUGAUAGACAAGCAACACAAAAUACAAUGUUAGAAUUACUUAAACGUAAUAAUCUAAAACCACUUGCAAUAUCUCUGGGUCUGAUGUUUUUCCAGCAGCUUAGCGGUAUUAAUGCUGUUAUUUUCUAUACUGUGCAAAUCUUUGAAGAUGCUGGUUCCACAAUUGAUAGUAAUGUUUGUACAAUUAUUGUUGGCAUUGUUAACUUUAUGGCAACAUUUAUUGCUACUGUACUCAUUGAUCGUUUGGGUAGAAAGAUAUUACUUUAUAUAUCCGAUCUAGCUAUGAUAGUAACACUAUUUGUUCUUGGUGGUUUCUUCUACUGUAAGACUAAUGGUAUGGAUGUUUCUAAUGUCGGCUGGCUGCCUUUGGCUAGUUUUGUUAUUUACGUUGUUGGUUUUUCACUCGGUUUCGGACCAAUUCCAUGGCUGAUGAUGGGUGAAAUUUUACCAGCUAAAAUACGCGGAUCUGCAGCAUCCGUAGCUACAGGUUUUAACUGGACGUGUACAUUUAUUGUAACAAAAACUUUUAACAAUAUGAUACAGGCAAUGGGUACACAUGGUGCAUUUUGGCUCUUUGGCGCAAUUUGCUUUGUUGGCCUGUUCUUUGUGAUAUUCUAUGUGCCUGAAACGCAAGGCAAAUCACUUGAAGAUAUUGAACGCAAGAUGAUGGGCCGCGUGAGAAGAAUGUCUUCAGUGGCCAAUAUUAAACCACUCUCAUUUAAUAUGUAAUUGAUGUCGAUUGUUCGUUCGUUCGUGUGGAUUAAGUGUGAAAGUGUGUUAACAUAUAAAAAAAUGUUGAGAAAAAGCUAAGCAGCUGAAACUUAAAAUUUAUUUACAAAUUAAACCAAAAAUUAGGAUUAAGUAGUUGGUUGCAGUUCGUAAGCUUUUGUGCCAGAGAAUUUAUAGCUGUGAAACAUAAAGCUGUGUUAGUUAACGAAUUUGCUUUCUUUUGAAUCAGAAUAUUAGUUUAAAAAUUAUAUAUUGUAUGAUAUUGUUAGAUAUAUACAUAUAUAUACAUAUAUGAGCAUGUUAAUAUAUAUUUAUACUUAUUUAUGCGCUAUUGAGAUAUCAUGCUUUACAUAAAAUGUGAUGCAUCUUUUUUAUAUUUAGUUAAUUAUAAUGAAUAUAUUCGAUCGUAGUUUUACUUAAGUCUUAUUGAGGUAUAUCGUAGUCAUUAGAAAUUUUACUCAUAAUUUUAGACAGCAAUUUCCUUUCUAAUUUAUUAAGAUAAGUGUGUUAACACUUCUAAACGAGUAUAGUAUCUGUAUUUGUUAAAAAUUAUUUAGUUUUAGUAUUUAAAAAAAAAUUACAUAAAAUUUGUGUUAAAUUAUAUAGCAUUAA